Struthio camelus australis is the source of this 2180-nucleotide messenger RNA. It is a transcript of the gene NTMT2, whose product is annotated as N-terminal Xaa-Pro-Lys N-methyltransferase 2. The record is from RefSeq and is a predicted model, not a curated record. Gene Ontology annotation, biological process: N-terminal protein amino acid methylation. Gene Ontology annotation, cellular component: cytoplasm. Lineage: Eukaryota; Metazoa; Chordata; Aves; Struthioniformes; Struthionidae. Gene Ontology annotation, molecular function: N-terminal protein N-methyltransferase activity.
AAAGUCUUCAUCAUGGCAUAUAAGGGAGCACAUUUAGCUUUUAAGUCACGCUGGCAUAAGACAGAUGAAGAACUCUGUCGGCACAGCAUGUCCUUUGUCUUGCAUAAGGCGAUCCGGAAUGACUUCUUCCAGAGUUACCUUUAUCUGCUGGAAAAACUUCCCCUGGUGAAACUUUAUGCUUUAACAAGUCAAGUCAUCAAUGGUGAGAUGCAGUUCUACGCCAGGGCCAAACACUUCUACCAGGAGGUGCCAGCCACAGAAGAGGGCAUGAUGGGAGACUACGUUGAACUCUCCAAUACAGACAUUGAGUCCUCCAGGGAAUUUCUCAGGAAGUUUGUUGGGGGGGUAGGGAAAGCUGGCACCAACUGCGCCCUGGACUGCGGCUCUGGGAUAGGUCGGGUCAGCAAGCAUGUCCUGUUACCAAUUUUCAAGAGCGUGGAACUGGUGGAUAUGAUGGAGAAUUUCCUGGCUGAGGUCCCAAACUACCUACGGGGCAAGGAGGACAGAGUAGAGAUGUAUUAUUGCAAAAGCCUUCAGGAAUUCACUCCAGCCCCACAAAGAUAUGAUGUCAUCUGGAUUCAGUGGGUUUCAGGAUAUCUAACAGAUAAAGAUCUCCUUCAGUUUCUCAUCCGGUGCCAGAAUGGCUUGAAGGAUAACGGUGUUAUCAUUCUCAAGGACAACGUAGCCAGGGAGGGCUGUGUCCUGGAUUGUCUGGAUAGUAGUGUGAUCCGAGACCUGAACAUCCUCCACAGUCUCAUUGAAAUGAGUGGACUCGCCAUCCUACAAGAGGAGAGGCAGGAGGGAUUCCCUGAGCAGUGUGUCCCCGUCUGGAUGUUGGCCAUGCAGAAAGACCCGGGCCGUUUCUGAUGGCAUCGCGUGACUGCAGAGACUGGAAUAUGGACCAGCCACAGGACUGGGAAGGAGAAGAGGGAGGAAGAGCAUCUACUAGAAUCCUACUAACCAUGUACUGCUACUACUACAAUUCUAGGGGAUCGACUUCUGAAGGAUCAGGAAAUAAUUUUAUUUGAUCCAGCUUCUUUCCUGGGAAACGUGCUCCAGAGGACCCUGCUUGAGCAGGUUGGACUAGAUGAUCUCCAGAGGUCCCUUCCAACCUAAACCAUUCUGUGAUUCUCCGAGGGACUGCUCUGCUUCUAAAAUCUGCCUGCUUCAUCAUUCUCUCCACCUUUAGAAGCCUUUUUAACAGCUCAUCAUCAGAUUUUUCUUUCAUUAGAGAGUCAGUACUGUGCCAAAUCCAUCUAAUUAAAAUAAUUCAGUUUGGUGUUUCUGUAGUGGCUAAUACCUUUUCGAGUGCCCUAUAUGAGGGGUUAACAAAUAAGUCUGUUUUCUACAGUGGCGCUUAAGUCUUCCUGGAAAUUAAGAAGGAUCUAUCAGAUCACUGAAGCGGAACAUUCAAAUAACUUCUGGAAAACCUAGCCCAAAUGUGGACUGCCGUCACUAUCCAUACUUUAAAAUGAUUAAGCCAAAAAUGUAAGGAAAGUUUUAUCUGUUUGUUGGCAUCAGCUGUGCAGUUUGUUUUUUUUUUCCUUCCUGUCAGUUUAGACAAUAAGAUAACCUAGCUAAUUUUCCUUUCUUUUUUUUAGGAACUACUUUACCUGCCUGGUGUUUCUGCCAUAGAACAAUAGUGGCGCGCAAGGGUUUUCACACUACGGGGGAAAAUUUAAUUGACAAAUAUAUGCAUGUUUGCAUUGAAAUUUUGUGAAAAGAUUGUCCUACAGAUUACAUUCUGGAAAAUAUUUUUUCAAAAUGAUCACAGUGGAAACCACUUAAAAGCAUCUCUUUAUUAUUCAUACCACUGUAAAUUUCUUUCUUUCCCACAUUCCCAACAAGUCUGGCACCAUAUGCAGAGCUAAUGGGAUUUCAUGGGAUGUUAAUAGUAAGAAGAACUAAUACAGUAUUGUUUUAAUUAAUAGCUGUACUAAACUGCAGCGGGUGUUAGUGUAACCAAAAAGCAUCUAUGAUUUAUAUUCAAACAGCAGCUGUAUAAGCCUGGAUUCGACAGUACUAAUGCACAUACCAUCUCCUUAGGGCUCAGAGAAAUUGCACGUUGAGCAGCUUCUCAUCCCCUUCACAUAUGCACAGAAAGAACUGUGGGAAGAAGGAAGUUCAUUUUGCAGAGUUUUUCAGAAUUUGAAAUUCUGCUUUAUUCUGAAUGAGGACAA